UACGGCAGUCGUUCAGUCGCGCUGUAUGUACGUCAUCGCCUUUCGAUAGUGCGCUUCGCUGCCGAAGAGCGCACGUGUUUUGGAGCAGGUGCUCUUUUCGAUAAAGGCGUAAUGUCUUUCCGAGGAGGAGGUGGUAGAGGUGGAAGAGGUGGUGGCUUUAACCGUGGAGGGGGCCGAGGUGGAUUUGGAGGUAGAGGUGGGGGACGCGGCCGUGGUGGAGGUGGAGGUUUCCAUCGACAGGACUUUGGACCCCCCGAAUAUGUCGUAGCUCUGGGUGAAUUCAUGCAUCCGUGUGAAGAUGACAUUGUGUGCAAAUGCACCACAGAAGAGAACAAAGUGCCCUACUUUAACGCUCCAGUCUACUUGGAGAACAAAGAACAAAUUGGAAAGGUGGACGAGAUAUUCGGACAACUUAGAGAUUUUUAUUUCUCUGUCAAGCUCUCAGAAAAUAUGAAGGCGUCCUCAUUCAAAAAACUUCAAAAGUUUUAUAUAGAUCCAGCCAAGCUCCUUCCUUUACAGCGUUUCCUGCCAAGACCACCAGGAGAAAAAGGACCCCCUAGGGGAGGUGGAGGCCGUGGUGGAGGACGAGGAGGAAGAGGAGGCUUUGGGCGUGGAGGAGGUGGCGGUGGCCGGGGAGGCUUUGGCGGUGGCCGGGGAGGCUUUGGCCGAGGAGGAGGAGGUGGAGGUGGAGGUUUCAGAGGUGGCCGAGGUGGAGGUGGAAACUUUCGAGGAUCAAGAGGUGGCGGAGGAAAUGGACGUGGCUUCAGAGGUGGAAGAUGAGACGACCAGGAUAUCUGACUGUAGAUAUGUUGAUGACUGUAUUUUGAGGUCCACCACAAAGUUGUUUCUGCAUAAGAAUCAAGACGUUUUCCUUGGACACGUAAGGAGAGGACAUUUUUUUUUUUUUUGUACAUGUAGGAUCUGAAAAGGACGGCUGUUUUGGUUUUUUAACAUAAAAAGAUUCACAUCUUUA
Messenger RNA from Polypterus senegalus (gray bichir), 973 nucleotides. It is a transcript of the gene gar1, whose product is annotated as GAR1 homolog, ribonucleoprotein. NCBI's taxonomy places the organism in Eukaryota, Metazoa, Chordata, Cladistia, Polypteriformes, Polypteridae. The record is from RefSeq and is a predicted model, not a curated record. The transcript is spliced from 7 exons. Gene Ontology annotation, molecular function: box H/ACA snoRNA binding. The coding region runs from base 112 to 780 and encodes 222 amino acids. Gene Ontology annotation, cellular component: box H/ACA snoRNP complex. Gene Ontology annotation, biological process: snoRNA guided rRNA pseudouridine synthesis; ribosome biogenesis.